Molecule: messenger RNA, 930 nt
Organism: Archocentrus centrarchus (flier cichlid)
Lineage: Eukaryota; Metazoa; Chordata; Actinopteri; Cichliformes; Cichlidae
Product: sodium channel subunit beta-3-like
Exons: 4
Coding region: 105-755 (216 amino acids)
Biological process (GO): T cell receptor signaling pathway; regulation of cytokine production
Cellular component (GO): external side of plasma membrane
Molecular function (GO): signaling receptor binding
Source: RefSeq, a predicted model, not a curated record
GCAGCCCCACCACAGCUUAAGUAGUAUCACUGAGCUCGGAAGUGGGUAAUACCCUGCUGAACCAAGUGAUCAGGACCCUAUGAAACGGAGAAGCUGUCACAGAGAUGGCUUCUUUCCAAGUCCUCCUGCUUUUGGCUCUAAUUUCUGAGUUUACAGCUCUGCAGCAGGAUGUGCAGGUGAAGCUUGGAGAGGACGUCACUCUUCAGUGUCAGAUCUCCAAAAAUGAAACCAUCUCAGUGCUGAAAUGGAGCAGACCUGACCUGAACACAGACGGCUACGUCUACUUCUACAGGAACAGACGCUCCUAUAAAAACUACCAGCAUCCAUCUUUCCAUGGCCGAGUGAAGUUGAGGAACCCGGAGAUGAAGGAGGGAGAUGUUUCUCUGAUCCUGGAGAACGUCACGUUUAAUGACGCUGGGAUUUAUGAGUGUCACAUAGCAGUGAGGAACUCUGGGAGUAGUAAGAGAGCUCACACUGAGAUCAGCCACUUCAUCAACCUCACAGUCACAGAUGAAACACAUGAACAUGUGUUGGAGAAACAAGUCAUGGAAAAAGAAGCUGCAGAUGAAAACAUGCAUGAUGCUGAAAAGGCUGGAGCUGCAACUCUUCAGAUCGUUGUUCCUGUUGUUGCUGUUGUUGCCAUCAUUGCUGCUGUGCUGCACUGGAGAAGUAGUCGAAAUAAGAAUCAACAUCCAGAUAAUCCUCCUAACGAGGAACAAAGUCUGAAAUGUGACGAUGCUGUUCUAGAAAUGUGACGGCUUUCUCUAUGAAAAAUAAAUCAACAACAUAUUACUGUUACUGGCACUUAUUCUCGCUCUGUUAUUUAUUGUAGACUGUGCUGUAUUCUUGCUGUUGUAACACAAUAUCCUAUAAAUGGGAUCAGUGAAGUAUCUAUCUAGCAUCAUGAUGCAUUUGGACUCUUUCCUUUUC